Messenger RNA from Cylindrotheca closterium, 579 nucleotides. The record is from the annotation of a GenBank genome assembly. Lineage: Eukaryota; Bacillariophyta; Bacillariophyceae; Bacillariales; Bacillariaceae.
AUGAAGACCCAACCCAAGAAAAGCGUCACCCUUAACCCUAUUGUCGUAGGUAUUGAAAUCAUGAGCAUCUACGACUACACAAGCAGGGAAGUUUCCGCUUCUUGGUAUAACAACGACGACAUGUACAAGAUAACGAAUCGGUGCUUUAAAGUGAUAAGGAAAGUUGAAGUUGGAGAUUCCUUGAGAAUCAACAGGUACUGCACACGGGGCCUUGAGGGCUACUUCUCCGUAGCUUCAAUUUCCAAAACGAGGAACAGAUCAACAGCGUUUAUGGCAGUCAUGGCUGAACAAUCGAUGCAACGUAUUGGAAACAGCAUCGAUGAUCAAGCUAUUGCUGAUGCCUAUCGAAAUACUACUCGUAGCUGUCAUCUGUGGGCUAGAGUCGUUGGGAAGUGUGACGAAGAGGCUGCUCAAGUCAUCCAUCUUUAUCCAACUGAGCAGUCUGACGAUGUCGAUGAUUCCGAUGAUGAUUUGACUCGAACCACCGGUUUGGCAUCAGGUCUACCGCGUCCACCAAACCAACAGAUUGCAUGGAAGCUUGCAGGAAAAGAUCAGCUUCUCCGGGCAACCGUCGCGUAG